Molecule: messenger RNA, 1045 nt
Organism: Juglans microcarpa x Juglans regia
Lineage: Eukaryota; Viridiplantae; Streptophyta; Magnoliopsida; Fagales; Juglandaceae
Product: trafficking protein particle complex subunit 2-like protein
Exons: 5
Coding region: 396-815 (139 amino acids)
Biological process (GO): endoplasmic reticulum to Golgi vesicle-mediated transport
Cellular component (GO): cytoplasm; TRAPP complex; nucleus
Source: RefSeq, a predicted model, not a curated record
AAAUUCUUAAACACUUUCAAUGAACCUUCAUCCUCAAAAUGUCUAUCAUUUUAAGGAUUAGAUUAGAUCGUUAAUUUCUUCUAGAAAGUAACCAAAAAAUCCACGAAAUUUGUUGGGUAUGCAGGUGACAGGCCCAUAACAAGAAGGAAGGUCUAGCACAAUAGAUCGAGUGAGACGGUACUGCACUUUGCUCCACUUGGAAAACACUUCUGCUCUGUACGGAAGUCGGAGAAGAUGAUCGUGUGCGUCGCCGUCGUCGGCCACCAGGUACCUGCGCCUCCUAAUAAAUCUCAUUCUUUUCACUUUUUUUUUUUUUUUUUUUUUGAUUUGAUCUUUCUUUUGCUGGUUGUUACAGAACAACCCGCUGUACAUACAGAGCUUCACCGAGGCCGACGAUGCCCUCAAGCUCCACCACAUCGUCCACUGCUCCCUCGAUGUCGUCGACGAGCGAGGUAAACUUUACUCUUAACGAUCUCGGAUCCAAGUCCAUUAUCCAUACCGUACAGCUCCUAGUGAACAAUCCGAAAAAAUCUGGGCCGACGCUAAACGAGACAUUUCUGGGUCUGCUUUAUCCGACCGAAAAUUACAAAGUGUACGGGUAUCUGACUAAUACAAAGGUGAAGUUUAUCGUGGUGACAACGGAUCUAGAUGUCAGAGACGCCGAUGUUCGAAACUUUUUCAGGAGGUUCCAUGCUGCAUAUGUCGAUGCGGUUUCAAACCCGUUUCAUGUGCCGGGGAAGAAAAUAACCUCCAGAGCUUUUGCAGAAAGGGUCAGCACCAUAGUCAAAUCAUUUGGGUUGAGUUCAGCUGGGUGAAUAACUGCUGCCAGUCUAGAAGCUAAACCUUCAUGAAUUUUCCUUUAUGAAUGAAUCUUGUUGAAUAUGUAUGCCCCCGCGCCGGUUGCACUGCUUUUGUUUCACAUAGGAUUUGGGUCUAGGUGAGCUCAUCCAUAUAUCUCAGAGAUUGUAACGCUAACCAUCCAACAGAGAACUUCAAUUUAAGUGAUAGCGGAGCUACACACAAGUGAUCUUGUUAUUUCUUGUUA